AUGAAAUUCAACCUCCAACUGGGCAUCCUCGCCCUCCUCGGCGUAACAACCGCCCUCCCAGCCAAAUCCUCAUCCGCAUCCGCAUCCUCAUCCUCCCUCCCCCAACCAAAAUCCACAUCCCCCGGAUGCGGCAACCACCUGGCCAAAGGCCACUCCCCCGGAGACAGCUACCGCGCAAACAUGAUCUCCGACGACGGCCGCAACCGCUCGUACCUAAUCCACCUGCCCUCGAACUAUACAACCCACAGACCGGCGCCUGUGGUGAUUGCUUUCCAUGGACGCGGCAAGGAUUCCGAGUACAUGGAGAAAUUGACGCAGUUUAGUAAUGAGGAGUUUAACCCCGAUGCCAUUGCGGUUUAUCCGCAGGCUAUUGUUGAUGACUACUGGCACGUCUCCUCCGGCCCCAACGACAUCUCCUUCAUCAUCCAACUAAUCAACCACCUCGAAAAAACCUACUGCAUCGACAGCACCCGCAUCUACGCCUCCGGCAAGUCCAACGGCGGCGGUUUCACCAACGACCUCGCCUGCGACCCCGUUGCCUCAACUCGCAUCGCCGCCUUCGCCCCCGUCUCUGGCGGGUACUACCAGAACCUGGCCUCCGAAGAGGACUGUGACCCGAGCACCGUGAAGAUCCAGUGUGACCCGGGACGCAGUAAGGUGCCGAUUCUGGAGUUCCAUGGCACAGCUGAUACGACGAUUCCGUAUGCGGGUGGGGCGAGGCAUGGGAAGUGUUUGCCGGUGGUAUCGCAUGCGUUGAGGCAGUGGGCUGAUCGGAAUGGACUUGGGACGAGUAAUAAGACGGAGGAGUUGUGGGGUGGGAAUGUGCAGAAGUAUGAGUUUGGGAGUGGGGAGAGUUUGGGAAUAGUUACACAUUAUCGGAUUGAUGGAUGGAAGCAUGUCUGGCCAAGUAAGGAUGGGAACUAUGAUAGUUCCAAGGAGACCUACUUCGAUGCCGCGCCGAUUAUCAUGAAGUUCUUUAAGAGGUGGUCGCUGUGA
Molecule: messenger RNA, 996 nt
Organism: Aspergillus glaucus CBS 516.65
Lineage: Eukaryota; Fungi; Ascomycota; Eurotiomycetes; Eurotiales; Aspergillaceae
Product: alpha/beta hydrolase family esterase
Exons: 2
Coding region: 1-996 (331 amino acids)
Molecular function (GO): feruloyl esterase activity
Source: RefSeq, a predicted model, not a curated record